Messenger RNA from Pogoniulus pusillus (Red-fronted tinkerbird), 2045 nucleotides. It is a transcript of the gene CRPPA, whose product is annotated as CDP-L-ribitol pyrophosphorylase A. NCBI's taxonomy places the organism in Eukaryota, Metazoa, Chordata, Aves, Piciformes, Lybiidae. Gene Ontology annotation, molecular function: D-ribitol-5-phosphate cytidylyltransferase activity. The record is from RefSeq and is a predicted model, not a curated record. The transcript is spliced from 11 exons. Gene Ontology annotation, cellular component: cytosol. Bases 783 to 1916 code for a protein of 377 amino acids. Gene Ontology annotation, biological process: protein O-linked glycosylation via mannose; isoprenoid biosynthetic process.
GAGCGGGGAGCGCCUGGGUGGCGCCACUCCCAAGCAGUUCUGCGCCGUGCAAGGCAGGCCGCUCGUCAGCUACACUGUGCGGGCGAUGGAGAGGUAAUGAGGCAGGCGCUGUUCGCUUCACGCCUGCUCCCUGCGGGCCUUCCCCUCCACCCCUGGCAUUUGCUGGCCUUCGCCAUGCUCCCAGUCCCUGGGAAUCCUCUGGAGGCAGCUCGCCACUCGUCUGAAGCCCUGAGUCCCCUUGGUGACGUUUGGGUUUCGGUGGGGUCUCCUUCCUUCCCCGCCCAAAGUGUGACAGGGCGGCCGGGAACACGUAGCUCUGGUGCAGGCCGGCCUCAGGACCCUACGCGGCUGCAUCUCUGCAAUCGUGGGCAGCUCUCCUCUGUGUGUGCUGCUGCCAGUGGCUUGAAGCGAUGUCGGUUUCCACUGCUGCUGUUGGAGGCCUCCAGCCGCAAAGCUUGUGGGUUUCUUUAGCAGCAGCAGCAGCGGUUGGUUUGGUGAGCGACAAGCCUACCAUAGCUGUUAGAGGCUGUCAUGGGGCUAUGUGGAGACCUCGAGAGCACGGGCUUGGAGAUGGUGUUCAUCGUGUCUAGAGGCCUCGAUUAAAGACCCGCGUUUAAUAGCAUGAUAACCGUGGCCUACAGUGCAGCAUUAUGCAUCACCAUUGUGCCUCAAAGAGGAAUGUUCUGUUUUAGUAGGAAGCUUGACUGGCUCCUUGUCUUUGUGUAAGGAUAAGUUGGAUAUCUGACAUAAUUGUGGUGGUCUCUCCUGAGAACAUUGAAACAAUGAAGUCUAUCACUGAGAAAUAUGGCCACGAGAGAGUUACGGUGGUAAAAGGUGGGGUAACUCGUCAUCGCUCAAUUUUCAAUGGGCUGAAAGUAUUUGCAGGGAGUGAACUUGCCAACCAUUUGCUCCAGAAACCUGAAGUAGUGAUUAUCCAUGAUGCUGUAAGGCCAUUUGUUGAAGAAGAUAUUCUUGCAAAAGUGGUCAUGGCUGCUAAAGAAUAUGGGGCAGCAGGAGCAAUUCGUCCUCUAGUUUCUACUGUUAUUGCAUCUGAUGCGGAUGGUUGUUUAGACCACUCAUUGGAACGUGCCAGAUACAGAGCAAGUGAAAUGCCUCAGGCUUUCUUGUUUGAUGUAAUCUAUAAAGCCUACCAGCAGUGUACAGACUAUGACCUGGACUAUGGAACUGAAUGUUUGCAUCUGGCUCUGAAAUACUGUGAAACAAAUGCCAAACUUGUUGAAGGACCAGCUGACCUCUGGAAGGUGACCUACAAGCGGGAUUUGUAUGCAGCUGAAUCGAUCGUUAAGGACAACCUAUCACAACAAGUUUGUGUGAUUACUGAUGUGAAGGAAGCUGUUGCACAAGUUGGUUUUCUCUUCCAUGAAUCUUUGAAAAGGCAAAUAAAAGUUGAAGCUGUAUCGUUACCUCUAAGCAAAAAUGAUAGCCACCUACAAAACAUCUUUUCAGGACAGUACUACAAUUUUGUUUGUGUAAAUGAUAAAAAGUAUGCCUUGGAAGAAACCCAGAAACUAGUGGAUAUGUUGGAAAAAAGAAAUACUCCUCUCUUAGAUCCAGUUGUCCUUAUUUUGGUACAAUUGGAUAUUUCAGAAAAAGUUUCUUUCAGCAUUGGCAUGGAAGAAAUAACUGGGAUCAAGAAAUUUGCAAGGGAAGUGAAAAAGAAAAACAUUUUGGUUUAUGGUCUCCUUAUGCAGUAUAAGGACCAUUUGCUGCUUCAGGAGACAGUAAAUUCUGCUGCUGCUCUUAUCAUGGCACUAAUAAAGGACAGAAAUCCAGAGCUGAUAGGCCAGCUGUUGGUAGCCAAUCUUUUAAAAUAUUCUACAAACACUGGAAAAUCUCUUUUGCUGGAAGCAAAUAUACCAACAACAGAACUACUAAAACAGAUCAUGAAAUACUAGAACUGCAGUGAAAAAAAAAGAAGGAAACUGGACUGUGAUUAAUGCUAUUGUGUAUCCAAACCAAACUGAAUGGUCUUUUACAUUAUUGUUAACAUUUACAAUGGGAAUAAAGAUGUAAAAUGAAAUUAA